AGCCAUGGCGACCGCGCCGCCGCCGUCGACGGCGAUGUCCCGCCGCAGCACCCAGCCGGCGAGCAAGACGGCGCGCCGGCAAGGAGGCGAGCUCCGGUGCGGCCGUGGUCGCGCGGAGGAGCAAGUAGAAGGCUCCGGAGGCGGCGAACCUGACCGAAUGCGUCGCAGGCGUAGCUUCCCCCUUCGUCCCAUCGCCGGCGAACAUCACCAGAUCAGAUGAAACUGUACAAGAGGGGGAAUUUUCCUCUGGAUUAGUAUUCAAUUUCCAGUUUCCCACCAAGUAGGGCAAUAUCAAGGUUGAAUUAUCCGUGGCAACUUGCGCUGUUCACGUACACACUCAUGAUAGUUACUGAUGGAUACAUCGUAAAUUUACUACUUGCAAUGGGGACUAGAGGAAAUAAAUCAUAAGAGUGACAGCGCAGGCUGCAGCUUCUUCUGGGUACAGUAUGGCGUUGCCAGGUUGCCCUGACAAGUGCGGAAACAUUUCCAUCCCCUACCCUUUCGGCAUCGGCCCCAGCUGUGCUGCAACCAGCAUCAGCAGCUACUUCAAUCUCACCUGCAACAACACCUUCAACCCACCACGGCCUAUGGUUGGGGACUCUGAAGCACUCGUCGAGGUCACUGACAUCUCACUGGAGCACGGCGAGAUGCGGGUACUCAGCCCUGUCUACUACAUCUGCUUCACGGCAAAUACCACGUUCACCAGGUUCACCGAAGGGUAUGAGCUGAAGCACACACCCUUCCUCCCCUCCCCGUCACGCAACCGCUUCACGGUCAUCGGUUGCAACACCCUGGGGCUCAUCGGUGGCUACAAGGGAACCGUGAGCCACUAUGUGACUGGUUGCUACUCCUAUUGUGAGAGCAUCAACAGCACAUCUGAUGGGGCGCCAUGUGCAGGGAUGGGCUGCUGCGAGGCCGCCAUACCGACUGACCUCACCGCCUGGGGGGCGAUGUUUGAGAUGAACCAGAGCAAGGUAUGGAGCUUCAACCCGUGUUUCUAUGCCAUGGUCAGUGAGGUUGGGUGGUACAGCUUCCAGCAGAAGGACCUUGUUGGCCACCUUGGGUUCAUAGAUGACAGAGCUCAGAGGGGAGCACCUGUUGUGGCUGAUUGGGCCAUUAGGAAUGGCUCAUGCCCGGAAGAGGGGAAAGGCAUACCUGGUGAUUAUGCGUGCAUCAGCGCAAACAGCUACUGCAUGGACGCGAACAAUGGUCCAGGGUACUUAUGCCAGUGCUCCAAAGGGUAUGAGGGCAACCCUUAUCUUCUGAACGGCUGCCAAGACGUGGAUGAGUGCGCAUUACGUAAGCAGGAUCCCAAGUAUGAAGAUAUAUAUCCUUGCAGGAAAGGAGUCUGCCACAACACACCAGGAGGAUAUUUAUGCAAAUGCAAGUUAGGAAAAAGAUCUGAUGGUACAAAUUAUGGAUGUCGACCUCUGCGUACUACAGCAGAGCAAGUGGUUAUUGGCACCAGUGUUUCGGCCAUUGCGCUAAUGGCUUUGACAUGCGUGUUGGCCAUGCAAAUACAAAGGAAAAGGCAUAAGAAGGACAAAGAUGAGUAUUUCAAGCAAAAUGGAGGUCUAAAGCUAUAUGAUGAGAUGAGAUCAAGGAAGGUAGACACAAUCCGCAUACUCACUGAAAAAGAUAUAAAAAAGGCCACUGACAACUACAGUGAAGAUCGAGUUCUUGGAAUUGGAGGUCACGGAAUGGUCUACAGAGGAACUUUGGAUGACAACAAAGAGGUAGCCAUAAAGAAGUCCAAAGUAAUUAACGAUGAAUGGAGGGAAGAAUUUGUCAAUGAGAUAAUAAUCUUGUCACAGAUCAACCACAGAAACAUUGUGAGGUUGAUAGGAUGUUGCCUGGAUGUACAUGUCCCCAUGUUGGUCUACGAGUUUGUCUCCAAUGGGACCUUGUCUGAGUUCCUCCAUGGCACUGAUCAUAGAUCACCAAUCCCCUUGGACAUUCGCCUGAAAAUAGCCACACAAUCAGCAGAAGCUCUAGCGUACCUGCACUCAUCAACAUCUCGCACAAUCCUUCAUGGGGAUUUCAAAUCGGCCAAUAUUCUUUUGGAUGGUCAGCACAAUGCAAAGGUUGCAGAUUUUGGGGCAUCAGCGCUGAAGUCCAUGAACGAAAGUGAGUUCAUCAUGUUUGUCCAAGGAACUUUGGGCUACCUUGACCCGGAGAGCUUCAUUAGCCAUUGUCUUACCGACAAGAGUGAUGUCUACAGUUUUGGGGUGGUUCUGCUGGAGCUGAUGACAAGAAAGAGGGCAAUCUUUGCCAAUAGCAUCAAUGAAAAGGAAUCAUUGUCCUAUUCUUUUCUCCUGAUGUUUGAUCAGAACAUUCACCGGAAUAUGCUGGACAGAGAAAUUAUGGAUAAAGAAACCAUGGUUGUUCUUGAGAAACUUUCCAUUCUUGCCGCCAACUGCCUGCGACCAAGAGGAGAUGACCGGCCAACGAUGAAGGAAGUUGCAGAGUGCCUACAGAUGAUAAGGAGACACCCAAUGCACGCAGCUAGUGAUCACAAAGGAGACAGCUCUGCGCAUCACAACUAUGAAGGAUCUUCAUCACCAUCAAUGUCUGCCCAUUUCGACGAAACGAUAUACAAGAGCAUAGAGGCAUCCAGAUUGGUACAAGAUCUUGUGAGAUGAUGGUAUGCUUGUGCCAGCACUUAAUGUGUUAAUAUCUUGUGUAGAUAUCAUAGUAAAUACGGUAUAAACCAAUUUCUGUAAUCCCCUUGUAUGAGAAAAUUAGCAAUUUGUUCCCCGUGGUGAUGACUGAUGAUGAAUGCUUCCAUUCUGAAUAAAUAUUCAGUUGUACAGAGUCCAA
Molecule: messenger RNA, 2820 nt
Organism: Oryza sativa Japonica Group (Japanese rice)
Lineage: Eukaryota; Viridiplantae; Streptophyta; Magnoliopsida; Poales; Poaceae
Product: wall-associated receptor kinase 2
Biological process (GO): protein phosphorylation; cell surface receptor signaling pathway
Cellular component (GO): plasma membrane
Molecular function (GO): polysaccharide binding; protein serine/threonine kinase activity; ATP binding
Source: RefSeq, a predicted model, not a curated record